Trichomonas vaginalis G3 is the source of this 801-nucleotide messenger RNA. RefSeq lists its product as uncharacterized. The record is from RefSeq and is a predicted model, not a curated record. The transcript has a single exon. NCBI's taxonomy places the organism in Eukaryota, Parabasalia, Trichomonadida, Trichomonadidae. The coding region runs from base 1 to 801 and encodes 266 amino acids.
AUGAAAUGCAUGAAAGACUACAUUAAAUUAGCUGCAAAAAAGAAAUUGAAUAGAGCAGAGCGUCGCAGUUUAAUUUCGUCAAUCAGCGCAUGCAAAAACUUCGGAACCAAUGCCGAUGAAUUUUUAUCCAAAGCUGACGUUUAUGAUUCAAUCAUAUAUACUUAUUGCCGUGCACUACGCCGUAUCGGUAUACCAUUUACUUCAUUCCGAGAAACUGAAAGAUAUAAGUUUAUGUUAUCAUUAUCAAUUCAGCAAACAUGGGAUGAUGGCUUGGGUUCAGUUUUGUCAAAUACACUGUUUUUGAAUUGUAAAGACUAUCCGAUUUCAAAUUUUAAAGAGCCAUCAGAUCCUUAUCACGCUGCAUAUCAGUCGUUGCUUAAGGGUGUAUAUCCAAUGGAUGUUGCAGCAAAACUUAGAGCACAAGAAGACGAAAGAAUUAAAUGGAUUUCUGUUUACUGCAAUCAAAAUAGGGUUAUAAUUGCGUCAUACAUAAAGAAAACAAACAAAUUUUCUCUUAACAGAUGCCUAAGCACCUAUAACGGAAUGAUAGAGUUUACCGAUGAAGAUAUCUAUGACUUCGAAAAAGGACGAAAUACGAAACAGCCAAUCAAAACAGAUAGAAUCGACCCAGAAAUACUUUUAAAUCAUCAUCCUACCGAGACACCUCAAGUGAAAGCACCGGUUAUCAAAUGCGUUUCGGUCAACGUUCCAAUAAAAGUACAUAGAAUUAAAGUUGACGAGGUUCUCAAAUUCCCUCAAAUUCCACGACCAUGUUCAAUAUUUGAACGCCAAACUUUGUAA